Messenger RNA from Paramuricea clavata, 3698 nucleotides. Lineage: Eukaryota; Metazoa; Cnidaria; Anthozoa; Malacalcyonacea; Plexauridae. The record is from the annotation of a GenBank genome assembly.
UCAAGAUGGCGGCCGAAACAGCAGCCAAUGUAAGUGAUAUCUUAAAAUACUCGUAUCUUGUCUGAUGUAUUUGUAUUCUUGUUUUGUGUGAUUAUAAAGCUUUCGUCAUUUUUUUUAUUUUGAUCGAAUAUUGAUUGAAAUCUGUAUAGUCCAUAAAUGUAUAUAAGAAUAUGGAAAAUACGCGGCCAUGCAGGAAUGAUAAUUUAUAAAACAAAUAUUCAUAUUAAACGAAUAAAAUAAAUCAUGAUGUUCUCUGGAAAGAUAUUGUUUUCAAAUAGGAUUAGAGAAACUUUAAAAUCAUGGCACACUGCUAUUGUAAUGAUGCAGGGAAACCCAAAAAGGCAAUUAUAUAUUAUCUUAAAAAACAAUAUUGUUAGUACAAGCUGCCAACUGGCAUUUCCUUAUAGCACUUAUAGCUUAUGUACGAGUCAAAUCGAACGAGUCAAUGCCCUUAUGUACGAGUCAAUGCCCUGCUAUAGAGUAUAGGGGUAGUCCUGGUUCUGAAAUUUUGGCCAAAAUUAAAUUGAAUAAGUAUUUCAGGAUUAAAAAGAACGAAAAAUAGGCCAGGCAGUUCUUCUUUUUGUUCAAUCGGGCAUAUUGUAUCAUAUAUCUAUGAUUGAUAUUUGUGAUUCAGAAGCAAUUUUUAAACUAUCGAAAAGACGUAAAAUAGAAAACUCCUGAACGCUAGAGUGUACACAUAUUUUUAGGGAAAACAUCUGAGCAAGUUGUCAAGUGGUCAAAUGCUCGACGGGGCCGGGGCCGUCAAAUGCCCGACCGGGCCGUCAAAUUCCCGCCUAUACGGAGGUAAUGUUAAGUACUUAAGUCAAAUGCCCUGGGGUUGCCGGGGGGGGGGGGGCUGAUCGCGGUUGGAUUUGACUCGUACAUUACACAUUGGUGACCAAGACUAUAUUUGGUUUUAUAGCUAAAAAUUGGAGAAUUCUAAACUUUUGCCUAAAAAAUUUCAAGUUCACUUUUCAAGUUUUUCACAAAACGAAAGAUCGCAGAGAAGUAUAUACACAUAAGACAUUUAAGCAAGUAGUGCGAAUUUUCAAGCUGGUUUUGAGUUUAAAGAGCCUAAAGUUAGCAUCAAAAUUUUGGUUUGGAGUAUUUUCUUUGAACCUUGUCCUCACCGCCAGGAACCUGGUCACACUUAAUUGUCUUAUAACUUUUUUGCGAACUUUGCAAUGGUAUAGUUUAUUUUUGUUAAAAGUGAAAGUCUAUAUUUGAAAUUUUGCAUUUUUGUCAUCAUAGACAUAGUACUUUAUCUAGGCAAAAUUCUCAAAUUUUCAUGUGUGAAGGCUAAAGCCAAAAUCAGAGUUGCCAACAUAUCUAGUCUUGUUCGUUAAUGCAUAUACUCUAUGAAAUAUCAUUUUGAUUCAACAGCGAUUGCUCUUCAGCCGGAGGAGUCUUCGAAAAUAAGUAGAAAAUUUUUUGGUCUUUGACACUACGAACCCUGUGGCUCCGUUAAUGCAUGACAAUGGUUUUAUCCCUAUCCAAAUAAAGGUUCACUAUCAUAAACAUCAAUUUGUAUAGCAAUUUGCAUUCGAAAGCUCAGGUGAGGUUUUAAUUAAUAUUUAGAAAUCCCGUAGAUGGCCAAAUAAGAAAAAGUAUCAAGUUUUGAAACGUCAGUUGAAGUUUAAAUCUUUUUAUUUCUUUCAUUAUCGUUGUGAACUCUUACUUUGAAUAUAGCUGUUUGCUCGUCUUGGACGCAAGAAGUCGUUGGAUGGGCUGGAUAAAAUACUUUUCCAAGGUUUGUCUCGGCCAGUGCAGGUGAAAGACGUAAUCGAAUUGUAUGGCGAUGAUGGCUCAGGAAAGACUCAAAUAUUAUUGCACUUGAUCGCCAACUGCAUUUUACCACAAAAAUGGAAAGGUGCAUCCCUCGAAGGACGAGGUGUGGGUGCUAUUUUCGUGGACACCGAUUACCACUUCUCUCUGCUUCGUCUCGUGGAAAUCUUGGAAGAACGAAUCACGUCAUGUUUUUUACAGCAAGGGUUACCAAUGCCGAGUGUUGCUGCCCGACAGACGUUCAUAAAAUCAUGUUUGUCCCGACUAACUUUAGCGAAAUGCAACUCGACAGAAGAGCUUCUGGAUACAAUGCGAAGUUUCGACAAAAUCCUUUGCAACAGAACUGAUAUAUGUGUAAUGAUGAUUGACAGUAUCAGUGCUUUUUAUUGGCAGGAUAAAAGUGACGGUGGUGAGACUUACCAAGGUCGAGAAAAACAUCAAAAGAGGCUUCUAGAGGUACUUCGCCGUUAUAUAGACCAAUACUACCUUGUCGUAAUAGCUACAUUGCCAGCUAUCUAUUCCAAGGAUUUUAAACGUAUACAGCGAAUGGACGAUUAUGCAUACAUGUGCCGACCAUGGAGAUGGUUUGUGAAAUGUGCAUAUGCAGUCUCCCGUACGUCGGAUAAGAGUUCAACGUUUCUCAUGAAGCAGGUCAAGCCUGACGUAGGCAAUUUUGUAAUUAAAUUUGAUAUCGAUAAAGAAGGAUUGAAAUGUUGAACAUUAUGAACUUUGAUGUUUAAUUUCGGCACUUGUAGUGUGAUAAACUUCUUGUCGUCUUUAAUACAAAAGUUUUAACCAUUAGUAGCGAGUUGAACUCGCAGCAUGGAGUGGGAUAUUAUAGUUGUGAAAUAGAAAUUCAUUUUGUGAUAAAAAGGUAGUCUGUAUCAUUUCAUUUCUAUAUUAAAAACCUUCAAUUUAAAUAUAGCUAAUCCUUAUCCUUACAAUACAUGCACCCUUUGGGAAAGUACGUCAUUUUGACUAUAAUAGGAACCUCGUCUUCGCGUAUGUGAUAUCAAUUAAAGCCCAACGUAUCAAUGACGAAAACGAGGGAUCUACAGCCAAAGCGACGUACUUUCCGGAAGGGUGUAUUCUAAACCUUUCCUAACAAUCUAACCUUAGUUCUAACUUAAUAGUCGGGGUGGAGGCGGAAUAUUCUUACUUCAACAUCCAAUAUUCUUAUACCUGUAUUAUUCAAUAUUCCUGCCUACAAUAUUCCUCAAAAAUGUGGUGUGGGGGUAGACAAAUAUUCAUUCAAAUUCUGGUUGAAGUAUUUAUAUUCCUCUGAAAAUCCUACCCCAAAUAUUAAUAUUCCUACCAUAACUAUUCAUAUUGAAACUAUACUUUUAAAACCAGUAUUCAAUACUUAAUAUUCCGCUUCCACCCACGGCAAUCAUGACGUCUCCUCGGGACAUGUGGGAAGUAACCAAACGUUUGUCAAUAUCUUGUGAAAAUGUUUAUUUUGGUUGUACACUUCCAAUUAUUCAACAUGAGUUUCAACAUAUUUUACAAAUAAUAUAAAAAAGAAACAGUUACUGUAAAAACAUUUCUAUUUCGUUGGUGGUCUACUGAACGAACUGGUAGUUUACAGGAGCUAUGAACUGUUGGAAAGAUUAAAUAAAUGUUAAUGAAUAUCAACUUGUGAGAAAUUUCUUGUCUUUAACCGGGCAUGCGAGUCGAGAAUAUGCCUGCAUAUUACUGAAAGCACCGAGGACGAGAGGUUACUUUAUAUCUUUGCUGAUCUUACAGCUACUGUUUUUGGUGUUUUUCUUCGUCAUUUCUUUCCAUCUUUACCAAAUAUUUAUCCGUUCCCCCCAUCUGGUUGAUCUGUUUCCUCAGUACAAAAUAAUUUUGGCAUUUGUUACAAAAUUCGCACGUCAAGGAGUUUGACCUAUUCAAAUAGAAUCGUUAAAACA